AUGUGUGGCCGAAGCGCUGAUACUAGCGAUGGCGUGCAAGAAAAUGGAUGUUCUGGAGCUGAUACUCGACUUAUGCUUGUCGAGACAACUAAGUCUACUGUAGACGAGUACAUUGCGCGGGCGCUAUCCAAGCCUGAAGUGGCGUCCAAGACUGAAAUGGUCAAACUGAUACUCGAUAAGUGCCCAGAUUUUGAUGCGGGCCACCAUCUAAUCGAUGCCGUGAUCACGGAUAACCCUGGGUUGGUUGGCGUGUUGGUCAAGUCAAGUAGUCGGGAGCUCAAAAUGGACGCUCUGGUUGAAGCGACAGCAAACGACCGACUAGAGAGUUUUAAAGUUGUUCUUGCCUGCUGCGACCAAGAUACGAUUACAUGCGCACUGCCGCGACUGGGUGUAGAUGGAACCUCCGAGGCGUCAAAGCAGCUACUGAAGCACAAGGAGCACAGCGUUCGCGAGGCUAUCUUCGCCAAUGCUGCCGCAAGUGGGUUUGUUGUACCAAUCGAGGCGCUGAUAAACGAGAUGGAUUCUUGCAGCAUCACUCGUGCCUUGGCAUGCGCUGCUACGCGAGGACAUACCGAGGUGGUCGAAGUUUUGUCAAAGAGAAGUGAUCCAACCAACAUCCAUUAUGCACUCCUGGUUGCAGCGAUGGAAGGACGUGUGGGUGUUGUUGAGUUGCUUCGGGACCAAUGUGAUGAAAUGAGUAUCAGUGAAGCUCAAGAGAGAGAGACGAUGGCUGGCUUCACUGAUGUAGUGCACGUUUUGAUGAACAAGAGGCGUCGAUUGGCGUUGUAG
This is a messenger RNA of Phytophthora sojae, 789 nucleotides long. RefSeq lists its product as hypothetical. Bases 1 to 789 code for a protein of 262 amino acids. NCBI's taxonomy places the organism in Eukaryota, Oomycota, Peronosporomycetes, Peronosporales, Peronosporaceae. The transcript has a single exon. The record is from RefSeq and is a predicted model, not a curated record.